AGACUACACUUUCUUUCCCUUCUCCUUGUAGUUUCCUUCCCUUCGUAAGACCAUCUUAAUUUUCACAGUAUAAAAAUGGGAGAUAGGCUGCGUUUGGCAGUUGGAAUGAUGGGCAAUGCAGCUUCAUUGUUACUUUACGCUGCGCCUGUACUAACAUUCUUCAGGGUGAUAAGGAAGAAAAGCAUCGAAAAAUUCUCUUGCGUUCCUUACAUCUGUGCACUUUCAAACUGUCUGCUUUACACUUGGUAUGGAUUGCCAGUGGUAAGCUGCAAAUGGGAAAAUUUUCCUCUCGUCACUAUCAAUGGUCUAGGCAUUCUCCUCGAGUCUUCUUUCAUUAUCAUAUAUUUAGUAUUCGCUGAAACCAGAGGGAAGAUAAAAGUGGGUGUUACUCUGCUACUAGUCCUCCUUAUUGUCUCCAUAACCGCAGGUGUGUCGUCUUUUGCACUGCGUGAUCACCAUAGUCGCAAGGUAUUAACUGGGAGUGUUAGUCUGGUAGGCUCUGUGGGAAUGUAUGGUUCUCCCUUGGUGGUUAUGAAGCAAGUAAUACAAACUAAGAGUGUGGAAUUCAUGCCGUUCUAUUUAUCAUUUUUCUCAUUCCUCUCGAGUUCUCUUUGGCUGGUUUAUGGACUACUAGGCCGUGAUCUCUUUGUAGCGGUUUGUAUGAUCAAUCCAUGUCAUUUAACCUUCAUUUUGCUGUAAAACAGCAUCCAAAAACUCACGUAAUGCAAUUAUGAAAUCUUAAUUUUUUUUGAGUUUUGCAGUCUCCUAAUUUCCUGGGCACCCCAUUAGGCAUCCUCCAGCUUUUGCUAUACUGCAAGUAUAGAAAAAGGAGUGUCAUGGAAGUACCGCAAAAAUGUGAUUUAGAAAAGAAUGAAGUAAAUUCCAAGCAGUUGCAACUGGUGGUUGAUGAAGAGUUGAAGAAUUAGCAGCGGCUAGGAGGAUUUAACGAUGGCAAUCCUUUUGGGUAUGGAGGAAUAAUAUCUCCAUAUAGAUCUCGAGUUGAUUUCUAUUGGUUUUUAAUGUAGGCAUGGUUUGAUUUCGAUCUUCA
Messenger RNA from Manihot esculenta (cassava), 1048 nucleotides. RefSeq names its product bidirectional sugar transporter SWEET3. The coding region runs from base 76 to 699 and encodes 207 amino acids. The transcript is spliced from 5 exons. Gene Ontology annotation, biological process: carbohydrate transport. Gene Ontology annotation, cellular component: membrane. Gene Ontology annotation, molecular function: sugar transmembrane transporter activity. Lineage: Eukaryota; Viridiplantae; Streptophyta; Magnoliopsida; Malpighiales; Euphorbiaceae. The record is from RefSeq and is a predicted model, not a curated record.